AAUCAAUAAUCUGAUAUGAAUGUUAUAAAACGAUGAAGACAGUCUGUCUGCCGACUCGCAUCAGCAGAUAUUAUAUAAUCUGUUGAGCUGUUGAAAUACAUGAAUUCUGUGUAUUUAUAUCUAAUUGUGUAUUAAAUGUGAGAUAUUCUCUGAAAACAGUUUACGUUCUGUUUUCUAUAAAAAUACUUUUACACAGAAUAUAUUAAGAGCAAUAACAAACCAGCUGUUUCUUUAGAAGUAGCUUCAACGAGAAACUAACUCGUUCGUCUUAUUGAGUUUGUUUUUUGUGGACGCUUGUUUUCUCCACCAGAACACCCGUGAGACGGCUCAGGCCAUCAAAGGGAUGCACAUCCGUAAAGCCAACAAGUACCUGAGAGACGUCAUCGUGAAGCACCAGUGCGUCCCGUUCCGUCGCUACAACGGCGGCGUCGGCAGGUGUGCUCAGGCCAAACAGUUCGGCUGGACUCAGGGACGUUGGCCCAAGAAGAGCGCCGAGUUUCUGCUCCACAUGUUGAAGAACGCCGAGAGCAACGCUGAGCUCAAGGGUCUGGACGUGGACUCCCUGGUCAUCGAGCACAUCCAGGUGAACAAGGCCCCGAAGAUGAGGAGGCGCACGUAUCGAGCUCACGGACGCAUCAACCCGUACAUGAGCUCACCGUGUCACAUCGAGAUGAUCCUCACCGAGAAGGAGCAGAUCGUGCCCAAACCAGAGGAGGAGGUGGCCCAGAAGAAGAAGGUCUCACAGAAGAAGCUGAAGAAGCAGAAGCUGAUGGCCCGAGAGUAGAAUGAAUAAAACACGACUUGUUCUGAACAA
Anarrhichthys ocellatus (wolf-eel) is the source of this 814-nucleotide messenger RNA. Its product is annotated as 60S ribosomal protein L17. The record is from RefSeq and is a predicted model, not a curated record. Gene Ontology annotation, cellular component: ribosome; cytosolic large ribosomal subunit. Gene Ontology annotation, biological process: cytoplasmic translation. The transcript is spliced from 4 exons. Gene Ontology annotation, molecular function: structural constituent of ribosome. Lineage: Eukaryota; Metazoa; Chordata; Actinopteri; Perciformes; Anarhichadidae. Bases 344 to 784 code for a protein of 146 amino acids.